Molecule: messenger RNA, 1481 nt
Organism: Pistacia vera
Lineage: Eukaryota; Viridiplantae; Streptophyta; Magnoliopsida; Sapindales; Anacardiaceae
Product: endoglucanase 16-like
Exons: 7
Coding region: 1-1461 (486 amino acids)
Biological process (GO): carbohydrate metabolic process
Molecular function (GO): hydrolase activity, hydrolyzing O-glycosyl compounds
Source: RefSeq, a predicted model, not a curated record
AUGGGCACUUCACUAAGAGCUUUUAUGGCCAUAAUCGUGGCAUGGUUGGCUAUUUUUCAAGGACUUUUGAUUGCUGUUAAUGCUCAUGAUAAUUUUAACUACAAGGAUGCACUCACCAAAUCCCUUAUCUUUCUGGAGGCACAAAGAUCAGGAAAGCUUCCUCCCAAUAACAGACUAUCCUGGAGAGGAGAUUCUGGUCUUAACGAUGGAAAAGAUGUUCAUGUGGAUCUUGUUGGGGGAUAUUAUGAUGCUGGAGACAAUGUUAAGUAUGGACUCCCCAUGGCUUUCACAAUCACCACUCUGGCAUGGUCUUCUCUCAUCUAUGAAUCCGAGUUAAAAUCAUCUGGAGAAUAUCAAAAUGUUAUUGCUGCGAUCCGUUGGGGCACCGAUUAUUUCCUUAAAGCCAGCUCUAGGAAAAAGCGAUUAUACGUGCAGGUUGGAGACCCGGUGAAGGAUCAUGAAUGUUGGGUGCGACCAGAAAUUAUGAAUACACCAAGAAAUGUGUUAAUGAUUGAUUCAAAUACACCUGGGGCUGAGAUUGCAGCUGAAACUUCUGCUGCGAUGGCUGCUUCUUCCAUUGUCUUUAGGACUGUUGACCGUCACUAUUCCCGUCGUCUCCUCAACAAAGCCAAGCUGUUGUUUGAAUUUGCUAAUUCCCAUAGAAGAACUUACGAUGGAGAAUGCCCCUUCUAUUGCUCUUAUUCUGGCUAUAAUGAUGAGCUGUUAUGGGCUUCAACUUGGUUGUACUUCGCCACCAAGAGGUCUAAGUAUAUUCAGUACAUUAGAGAAAACGCCAUCAGCGCUAGUGUAGCCGAGUUUAGCUGGGAUCUUAAAUAUGCUGGAGCCCAAAUCAUGCUCUCUGAGUUCUUCUUUCAAGGAGACAACACCUUGGAAAACUACAAGAACCAAGCUGACAGUUUUAUUUGUUCAAAUCUUCCUGAAAGCCCUUAUCACCAAGUUUACAUCAGUCCAGGUGGCAUGCUUCACUUGAGGGAUGGAGCCAACACUCAAUAUGUUACAGGUGCAGCUUUACUGUUUAGCGUAUACAGUGAUGCUCUGGAGAGACAUAACAAAAAGGUGAAUUGCGGAGACAAACAAUUCGACUCUAACCAGAUCAUGGCUUUUGCUAAGCAGCAGAUCGAUUACAUACUAGGGAAAAACCCAGAAGGAAGAUCAUACAUGGUUGGAUUUGGCAAGAACCCACCAACACAAGCGCAUCACAGGGGAGCUUCAGUCCCAAAAACGAUAGAAAACUCAAACGUGAGUUGUUCAAUGAGCUUUGUUUAUUGGUACGGUAAAGAUGAGCCAAACCCUAAUGAACUAACAGGAGCCAUUAUUGGAGGACCAGACCGAUCUGAUCGGUUUAUUGACAAACGUUGGGAUUCAUCAAACACUGAGCCAUGCACUUAUGUUAAUUCAGCGGCAGUCGGCGUCUUGGCUAAACUUGCAGCUUCAUCGUAGUCUUUUAACUCUUAAUUAAU